CCCUCCCUUUCCCCCCCCGCCACAGCUGCAGUCGCAGAACACCAUUUUCAUGCCUGCCUCGCCGGCAGGCAUGGAGAGAGCGGGGUCGUACGUGGCAGUGGACGUCGCGCCGGGUCGAGGUGGCUACAGGGACACCAUGGAGCCUUCCACCGCUUGCUCCUGCAGCUGCGCCUGCUUCUGCAGCUGCCCCUGCUCCCCGCUGGGGGUGGAGGCGGGGAAGCCGGUGCGGCACAUGGCCGCGCUGGUGCUGGCCCGGGGCGGCAGCAAAGGGAUCCCGCUGAAGAACAUCAAACCGCUGGCCGGCCUGCCCCUCCUGGCCUGGGUGCUGCGGGCUGCCGUCGACGCCAAGGUCUUCCAGAGUGUGUGGGUUUCCACAGAUCAUGAUGAAAUUGAGAAUGUAGCAAAGCAGUUUGGUGCCAAAGUUCAUCGCAGAAGUUCUGAAGUAUCUAAAGACUCUUCUAGCUCUCUGGAAACCAUAGCAGAGUUUCUUCGUCAUCAUCCAGAGAUUGAUAUCGUAGGAAAUAUUCAAGCAACUUCUCCCUGUUUACAUCCCACUCAUCUCAUAAAAGUGGCAAGAAUGAUUCAAAAGGAAGGCUAUGAGUCUGUCUUUUCUGUUGUGAAACGCUAUCAGUUUAGAUGGCAUAAGAAUAAAAACGGAGUUUUGGAACCUGACAACGUGAAUCCAGCAAAGCGCUGCCGGCGGCAGGAUUGGUCAGGAGAGCUAUAUGAAAAUGGGUCAUUCUACUUUGCUACAAGACAAAUAAUUGAGAGUGGCUGCUUGCAGGCUGGGAAAAUGGACUACUUUGAAAUGGGUGCCGAGCUCAGUGUGGACAUAGACGUCGACAUCGAUUGGCCUAUUGCGGAACAGAGAGUGAUGAGAUAUGGCUAUUUUGGUAAAGAGGCUCUACACAAGGUGAAAUGGCUGGUUUGCGUUGUUGACGGAUGCCUCACAGAUGGUCACAUUUAUUUGUCGGAAGAUCAGAAAGAAAUGAUUUCUUAUAACUUUAAAGAUGCUGUUGGGAUCGAGUUACUACGGGAAAGAGGAGUUAAGGUACUGCUGAUCUCUGAAAGGAACUGUUCAAAAACACUCUCAGCUAUGAAGUUGAACUGUGACGUGGAAGUCCGUGUGAAGAAUAAACUUCAAGUUGUUGAAGACUGGAGGAAAAAAAAGCGUUUGUGCUGGAAAGAAGUGGCUUAUUUAGGAAAUGAAGAAUCCGAUGUGGAGUGCUUGAAGAAAGCUGGCACAAGUGGUGUUCCAGCGGAUGCUUGCACAGCUGCACAACAUGCUGUUGGCUUUAUCUGUAAAUGCAGUGGUGGUCGGGGUGCCAUCCGUGAAUUUGCAGAACACAUACUUCUGCUAACAGAGAGAAGUGAA
Alligator sinensis (Chinese alligator) is the source of this 1375-nucleotide messenger RNA. RefSeq names its product cytidine monophosphate N-acetylneuraminic acid synthetase (gene CMAS). Gene Ontology annotation, molecular function: N-acylneuraminate cytidylyltransferase activity. The record is from RefSeq and is a predicted model, not a curated record. NCBI's taxonomy places the organism in Eukaryota, Metazoa, Chordata, Crocodylia, Alligatoridae. The annotation marks the transcript as partial. The transcript has 8 exons.